AUGCACAACGACCAUAAUAGCAGCAAUAUCCCACCUAACUCCAUGCCUCCUCCCAAUGGCAAUAACACCGAUUUCUCCAGGCAGCAGACCCUGAUGCAGUUUCUGCGCCUCCCGGACAGCUACGGAAAAUCCCACUCCUUCCUCGAAUUCCCCGAGGAUUUGCAAAGGACUCUGCGAGCUCUAGCUCCGUGGCAGCUGGCCCUGCUGGGAUUUAAGGCAUCGUUGUCGCUACUAUGGAACGAGCGGGCUUUGCAGCAACAUCAAGCAGAUGCCAUGUUGAGGCUACUCCCACCGCAUCUGCGGGAGCUGGCGGAGGACCUGUGUUUCUCUCAACCGGAGGAGCUUCCGAAGGCGCAAGAGGUGGACUUUCCGAUGGAUGCUUGGUGUUGGCUAUUCCGACAGGAUCCAUUUAAACCGCGACAACACAAUGUGCCUUCGGGGCCAGUUCCGUCGGCGCAGUCGGUAACGGUACCCACAGAGCAGCCAGAAGUUGCGGAUGAACAAGCCCAACCAGACUAUCCUUCAAAGCGACCUCGCCGAGAGAGAUAG
Messenger RNA from Fusarium keratoplasticum, 549 nucleotides. RefSeq lists its product as uncharacterized. The record is from RefSeq and is a predicted model, not a curated record. Bases 1 to 549 code for a protein of 182 amino acids. Lineage: Eukaryota; Fungi; Ascomycota; Sordariomycetes; Hypocreales; Nectriaceae. The transcript has a single exon.